AGAAAAAACCCGAAGAAGCGAAACGAUUCCCCUUCGUUCGCUUCGCGUUCAUUCAAAAUAAUCACACAACAGAACGAAAAGAGAAUCACGCAAAAAUUCGUUUGUGUGUUGAGGGCUUGUUGCGCAGAGUUCAAUCGCAAGCGGAGCAAAGCGGAUCGCGUCUAGUACCGAAAAGUUAAGCUGUCGAGUGCCGGAGUUAUGUGGUUUAAAAAAAAUUAAAUGGAUGCCACCAGCAGCAAAAGCAGCGUCUUUUCAGUUUCAAAUUUGGAUUGUCGCUGCGCGUUUUGCCGCAAUCCCGUGCAGAAAGGAAAUUGAUUGAGUGCUAAUAACUGAACCGUGAAGCCGGGAGUGAUUGUUAAUAAAGUUUUGAAGUUAAAGUUCAGUGCGAUUGAGGAGAGGAUUUUCGUUUGUGUUUCGGAAUUGGGUAGGGCAAAAGUUUUGGUGUUGAACAAAGAAGAAUAGAGCCUGUGGAUAUAAGCAAAGUGCGCAAAAAUGGAUACACCGAAGCGAAUCAAAACCAUUUCCUCGCCUUACUUUGGAAGCCCUCCGCCGGCCACAAAUCAAACGGUGCUGGGUCAGCUUUUCUCCCACGGAACACCGGGAGGAGACAAUGGCAAACAUCAGAUGCAGCAUCAGUGGGGCAGCGGCGGAUGUUGGCCACCGUCUUCCCACGACUCGCUAACCAGUCCUCCGUCGACGUGUAGCUCGCCGGAUGUGCUCGUGGCCAAGUCCCUAGCGGCCACUCCGACAACCCAUGGAAGCGGCAGCUGGAAGCAUCAGCAGCACAAUUCCAGCAGUGGCUGCAGUUCGGCGGAAAAGUCCGAAAACAAACGGGGCCGGCCGAGAUCCGAGGCGCUGACCACCCUGAUGGUGGAGGGCUCGAUUUCUCCGUCGGCCAUCAAGUGCCGCUACUGCAAUCGGGUUUUCCCGCGGGAGAAAUCCCUCCAGGCGCACCUCCGGACGCACACAGGUGAACGACCCUACCAAUGUGACUACCCGGGCUGCACCAGGGCCUUCACCCAGAGCGGCCAACUGAAAACCCACCAGCGACUGCACACCGGAGAACGACCUUUCAUCUGCGCCGCGCCCAACUGCCAGAUGCGGUUCACACAUGCCAAUCGUCACUGCCCGGAUCAUCCGUACGACACCCUGAAACGAUGUGACGACUUUGUGAUCCAAACCGUACCGGAGCAGAACGUCGAGGUGCUGAAGUGGCUGGAAAAGUAUCGACUAGAGCGCGAAGACCGUACGCCCACCCGUAAGACACCAAAGCGACCGAACCACAGUGCCCACAAUGAAAACGAGAACCGGUCGCAUUCGGCGACGAACAAUGAAAACUACGUUGCCAACGGUGGUACCUUCCAGUCUCCGAUAACGCCACGUUCGCCAUUCAAGAGUCGCAAAGGUCUGAUGUGCGAAUUGGACAUGAAUGCAGGCAUGGGACUGACGGCCAGUCCCCUCACAGCUAAAACCAAACCAAAUAUUCCCAAGCUGAUCCAAUGGCAGGAACCAACUAGCCAAGAAGAAGACGAAUCUGGGGAUGAAUCUAGCGGAAUUCCAGCUCGUUCGACGUUCAACCCGAAAAAGAAGUGGCUGCGCGAUGCUUGGCAGGAAGAUUUGGCCAAACCACUAGAGCCAAGCAUCAUAUCGCAACAGGUUUUGUCCAGCACCACCUCAACAGCCGCUCUAAAGCAACAACUCUACCAGGAAAGCAGCAACCCUAAGACACAAACGACGAACACAGCCCCAAUUACCGUUAAUCCCAACCAGAUGCGUCCAACAGUGCUAAUGGUAGCGAGCAAGGACUGCGCUCGUCCACUCAACGAACAACCCAUCGUUCCCCAUGUUCAGUCACAUCACCGACCAGAAGAAACAAACCGAAAGCUUCAGGGAGCACUCGCUCUGAUGCAACUAGCAACCGAAGAUUCCGGUGCAUUCCUCGGUCCGUACACUGAUGGGCUGACCACAAAUACCAGUGAACCCUCGUCCACCAUCACGUCUCCAGCAUCGUCCUCUUGUUCGCCACCAGUGACUACGGCAGGAUACCUAACGCAACAGCAGCACCCUCUCCGAAUACCGAUGAUUUCCCACCUGCCAGGGGACAUCGACCACAGUAUCCCGUUUACCAUUGCCGCCGAGGGCUACGUGAACUACCAGUAACCAUGAGGCCUUCUAGCCGUUGUAAAGUUACUCGUUAUAAGUUUCCCACAAAAAGUUCGAUCUCUUUAAUCUCUUCUUUUCUAACAUUUUUAUCUUCUAAACCGUUACUAAAAAUAUCUACGCUGUAAGGUAAUCCAAAGAAAAUGUAUAGGGGAAACGGGGGAAAGUAUGUACCUACAAAACGUGCUCCGUGAAUUUUGCCCUGUGAUGAGUCUGUGUAUCUUAAUGUAUAAGUUCCAUUCGUCUAACAUUUCGCUUUGAUAGAUUUUUAAUUUUAUUUUUCGAUCGAUCGACAGAAUUAUUGUCCUCUCGCUGUUUAAUUUUAACACGUUUCGCUUAGAAAUGGUGAGGCUACCACUCGUGUGGAUUUUGCAGACCUUUACCAUAAUUACCGAUAACACUUAUUUAUGUAUCCAUACUUCGCUGUGUAUUUCACUUAAGUUUAACAGUUUCAUACGAGAAAAAGAGCUAUUUAUUGUUUUAUGAGAUUUUUUGACGAAGAGACAAAAGCUAUGAUGUGGACGCACGAUCCACGAACAGAAUCAUUCUUACCAAUGCGAUUCUUCUGAUUGUAAAAAACAUAUCCCUUUACAAAUGUACGACGUACCCAUAUAUUUUAUUAAAAAGCUCAGUGAGAAUAUGUUUCAAGAAAAAUGUAUAAAAUAA
Messenger RNA from Aedes aegypti (yellow fever mosquito), 2826 nucleotides. RefSeq names its product zinc finger protein 1-like. The transcript has 2 exons. Gene Ontology annotation, cellular component: nucleus. The record is from RefSeq and is a predicted model, not a curated record. Gene Ontology annotation, molecular function: RNA polymerase II cis-regulatory region sequence-specific DNA binding; DNA-binding transcription factor activity, RNA polymerase II-specific. Gene Ontology annotation, biological process: central nervous system development; regulation of transcription by RNA polymerase II. Bases 493 to 2160 code for a protein of 555 amino acids. Lineage: Eukaryota; Metazoa; Arthropoda; Insecta; Diptera; Culicidae.